Molecule: messenger RNA, 2204 nt
Organism: Calypte anna (Anna's hummingbird)
Lineage: Eukaryota; Metazoa; Chordata; Aves; Apodiformes; Trochilidae
Gene: RNASEH1
Product: ribonuclease H1
Exons: 8
Coding region: 5-955 (316 amino acids)
Biological process (GO): DNA replication, removal of RNA primer
Molecular function (GO): nucleic acid binding; magnesium ion binding; RNA-DNA hybrid ribonuclease activity
Source: RefSeq, a predicted model, not a curated record
GCGCAUGCGCGGGCGGCUGCCGGGUGCGGCGGAGCGAGGGGCAGCGGGGCCAGCGGGGCCGGGGCGCGGAUGGCAGGGGGGCUGCGCCAUGUUGCGGUGGCUUGUGGCGGUGCUCAGUCACUCCUGUUUUGUUUCCAGGGGCGACAACAUGUUCUACGCGGUGCGCAAGGGCCGACGGACGGGCGUCUACCGUACCUGGGCGGAGUGUAAGGAGCAGGUGAACAAGUUCCCAUCCGCCAGCUUCAAGAAGUUCGCCACCGAGAAGGACGCCUGGGCCUUCGUGGGCUCCGAGCUCCCGGGGCGGCAGCAGCCCAAGCCGGCAGGGGCAUACAGCACCCUGGCUGUACCACAGGAAAAUAGCCAGAAAGAGGAACCAAAAAUAAGUACCUUGUGUUGCAGUACAUGCAAAAGGCCAUAUGACGAGUCUACAAGUGAAGAACAUGUAGCAAAGCGUGUAAAACAUGAGAUGCCAACAGUCAGUGAAGAUAAAUUUUCAUAUAUGGGUGACUUUGCAGUUGUUUAUACAGAUGGUUGUUGCUCAGGUAAUGGACAUAAUAAGGCACGUGCUGGAAUAGGUGUCUACUGGGGACCAGGACACCCAUUAAAUACCAGUGAAAGACUUCCUGGACGGCAGACUAAUCAAAGAGCUGAAAUACAUGCAGCCUGCAAAGCAAUAGAGCAAGCAAAGAGUCAAAACAUCAAGAAACUAAUUAUCUACACUGAUAGCAAGUUCACUAUUAAUGGCAUUACAAGCUGGGUUGACAACUGGAAGACAAAUGGCUGGAGAACAAGUUCAGGAGGAAGUGUAAUCAAUAAAGAAGAUUUUGAAAGACUUGAUAAUCUAUCAAAAGGCAUAGAAAUUCAGUGGAUGCAUGUUCCUGGUCAUGCUGGCUUCCAAGGAAAUGAAGAAGCUGAUAAACUAGCAAGAGAAGGAGCUAGUAAACAGAUGUCCUGACAUACUGGGACCUGCAGGAUUGUUGCAGUCAGAGGAAAAGGACUAACGUCACAGUGACGACUUGAACUGCUUCAGUUGUUUGCAGUUGAUCUUUGAACUGUACUUUGUUCUGGCUUGAAGUGUUAAACAUAUACUGACUUCUGGGGACAAGAAAAAAGCAUCAUCUUUUACAGUGCUUGUUUUGCAAUCAAGUCAAUAUUCAGUCAAUGGUAUAGAUUGCUUUCUAUCCAUCUUGCUGAACGGCUGCCAUCAGUGUUUUUAGCUGUCUUGUAGACUUCUGAAUUCACUGUGAAGACAGACUGCUGAAGAAGUAAUGCUAAAUCUUAAUCCUAAAUGUUCUGUGUUUUCCUCUUAUUGAAAUAAAAUAAUUUUUGUACAGAGGUCUAUAGUAACACCAAAAUAGUUGGAGGUCGGGGGGGAAAUCAUGGUUGGUUGGUUUAGUUCAAGGUCAGUGACCUAACUCUGAGAUACCCAUUGGUGUGCUUUGGCAUUUUGGCACUAGCAAUAACCUCCCUACAGAUCAUCUCUUAGCCUUCUCCUGUGCCUUCCAGUAUCAUCAGUUACAGCAUCUUUAGAUUUCUUGGUGAUGUUAAUUACUAUUGCAAGGUAGCAUGAAAAAACUAAAAAGCCAGGUUGAAAAAGAAAAAAAAAAAGCUUGAACAGUGACAUUUUAUAGAUCUUCCUUCAGUUGCUCAGUGUCUUUGGUUUUGGCUUCCUGUUUCUAUUUUUUUUUUUUCCUACACAUACUGGUUCUUACUAGCAUUUGUUGCUUCUCUUCAGUGUUGUCCCAAAGGCAGUAAGUGGCCAUUUUAUCUGAAAUGGAACUAGAAGGUUUUUUUUUUUUUUCUGGUGAAUGAUGAAGCUAAUGGAGUGGUUACUGUGCACUUGAAUUGGAGAGUAGUUACCAGUAAUAAAAAGUUUGAUUUUUCUAUGUAUCUGUGCAGGAAGAGGAAACAUGUUUGUUAUGUUACCUUUUUACCUUCAUACCAUUGAAUUGUAUGCCUUAAGCUAGAAGUUAAAGAAUUUUUUUUUCUGAAUUUGUUAGUUGAUAUGCAGAAUGGCAGAGGUUCUGAAGCUUAGUUUCUUGAUAGUUCUUGUGCACUGUAAUAUUUUUACUAUGAGAGUGUGAGCUCUUAAUGUAUUUAGAGUUCCAUGAAUUGCAAUAGAAUGAAGAAGCUGGAAUAGAUGAGUGAGGUUUUUUAAGUUUUUCUCUCAUCUAAAGCUGCACAGUAAAGCUCAUCUAAUUAAA